Messenger RNA from Peromyscus californicus insignis, 1513 nucleotides. Its product is annotated as mitochondrial uncoupling protein 3. The record is from RefSeq and is a predicted model, not a curated record. Gene Ontology annotation, cellular component: mitochondrial membrane. Gene Ontology annotation, molecular function: oxidative phosphorylation uncoupler activity. NCBI's taxonomy places the organism in Eukaryota, Metazoa, Chordata, Mammalia, Rodentia, Cricetidae. The transcript is spliced from 6 exons. Gene Ontology annotation, biological process: mitochondrial transport; adaptive thermogenesis; mitochondrial transmembrane transport. The coding region runs from base 1 to 927 and encodes 308 amino acids.
AUGGUUGGACUUCAGCCAUCAGAAGUGCCUCCCACAACAGUUGUGAAGUUCCUGGGGGCCGGUACUGCCGCCUGUUUCGCUGACCUCCUCACCUUCCCCCUGGACACCGCCAAGGUCCGCCUGCAGAUCCAGGGGGAGAACCCAGGGGCGCAGAGCGUGCAGUACCGCGGCGUGCUGGGUACCAUCCUGACCAUGGUGCGCACCGAGGGUCCCCGCAGCCUCUACAGCGGACUGGUUGCUGGCCUGCAUCGCCAGAUGAGCUUUGCCUCCAUUCGAAUCGGCCUCUACGACUCUGUCAAACAGUUCUACACCCCCAAAGGAGCGGAACACUCCAGCAUCGCCAUCAGGAUUCUGGCAGGCUGCACCACGGGAGCCAUGGCAGUGACCUGUGCUCAGCCCACGGAUGUGGUGAAGGUCCGAUUUCAAGCCAUGAUACGCCUGGGAACUGGAGGCGAGAGGAAAUACAGAGGAACUAUGGAUGCCUACCGAACCAUCGCCAGGGAGGAAGGAGUCAGGGGCCUGUGGAAAGGGACGUGGCCCAACAUCACCAGAAACGCCAUUGUCAACUGUGCUGAGAUGGUGACCUAUGACAUCAUCAAGGAGAAGCUGCUGGACUCUCGCCUGUUCACUGACAACUUCCCCUGUCACUUCGUGUCCGCCUUUGGAGCAGGCUUUUGUGCCACAGUGGUGGCUUCUCCGGUGGACGUGGUAAAGACCAGAUACAUGAAUGCUCCCCCAGGCAGGUACCGCAGCCCUCUACACUGUAUGCUGAGGAUGGUGGCCCAGGAGGGCCCCACAGCCUUCUACAAAGGAUUUGUGCCCUCCUUUCUGCGUUUGGGAGCCUGGAACGUGAUGAUGUUUGUAACCUACGAGCAGCUGAAACGGGCCUUGAUGAAAAUCCAAGUAUUACGGGAAUCUCCAUUUUGAACACGGCAAGCGGGCUACUUGGUGCUUUCCUCAUAAAAGGCUGCCUAGAAGAGAAUAAAGCCGCGGCUCUCUGCCAGCGGACCCAAUGGACCGAGUGGACCGAGCAGACCCAAUGGACCCAGCAGACCCAGUGAACCCAGCAGACCCAGCGGACCCAGCCGACCCAGGCCCACACACAUUACAGAACUCUGCGCUCAUUGCUGAUUCAAGAAACUGAACUAAAAGAGGAGGAAAGUUUUAGUCUUCCGUGUUUUGUCCUAAAACACCUUUGUUUUGCACUGACCUGAUGGGAAUUAAAUUAUAUUAAUUUUUAAAGCCCUUCCGGUUGGAUGCCUAACAUUUAGGCAAAAGAAAAUCCGAUUCCUUUGGACAAAAGGGAGGUUUGCCAACCCCCCAGAAAUGUAGGAUUAGACGAUGAAUAAGAAAGUGGAAAGGCACCGGGCGGUGGUGGCGCACGCCUUUAAUCCCAGCACUCGGGAGGCAGAGCCAGGCGGAUCUCUGUGAGUUCGAGGCCAGCCUGGACUACCAAGUGAGUUCCAGGAAAGGCGCAAAGCUACACAGAGAAACCCUGUCUCGAAAAACCAAA